Molecule: messenger RNA, 368 nt
Organism: Entelurus aequoreus (snake pipefish)
Lineage: Eukaryota; Metazoa; Chordata; Actinopteri; Syngnathiformes; Syngnathidae
Product: frizzled-4-like
Exons: 2
Coding region: 108-368 (86 amino acids)
Biological process (GO): retina vasculature morphogenesis in camera-type eye; non-canonical Wnt signaling pathway; canonical Wnt signaling pathway
Cellular component (GO): plasma membrane
Molecular function (GO): Wnt receptor activity; Wnt-protein binding
Source: RefSeq, a predicted model, not a curated record
CAAGUCGACCCACGGACUCCCACUGGAACUACUCACGCUAACCCCCACCCGUGGAUUUAUGCACCCCGCGGUUCUUUCAGGAUAGUCCGGAGAGAGCGAGUCUGGCCAUGCGGGCUUCGAUGGUGUCGAGCCUGCUGCUCUUGUCCGGACUCCUGGCGCCGAGCGCCGUGCGCGGCUUCGGCGACGAGGCGGAGGAGAUGACCUGCGACCCCAUCCGGAUCGGCAUGUGCCAAGGUCUGGGCUACAACGUCACCAAGAUGCCCAACCUGGUGGGCAACGUGCUGCAGUCGGACGCCGAGCUGCAGCUGACCACCUUCACGCCGCUCAUCCAGUACGGCUGCUCCGGCCAGCUCAAGGGAUGCAAAUAG